AUGAGUAGAGAUUUAAACGGCAGUGAUCCAUGUACUUAUAAAAAAGUUCAAGAUGAAAUAAAUACGAACAGUAAUUAUUACAAUACAUCAAAUUCAAAUGCAUCAUCAUCGUUGAAUGCUGCAAGUACGACUAACGCUGAGACUUACAAUACUAAUACGCAACAAACAAAUACAACAGCAUCAUCUAGUUAUUCAUCGUCGAGUUCGACAAAUGAAUCGGAUUCAACAAAUAGAUCAUCUGGUCAUCAUGGUAAAACAUCCUAA
Rotaria socialis is the source of this 264-nucleotide messenger RNA. The record is from the annotation of a GenBank genome assembly. Lineage: Eukaryota; Metazoa; Rotifera; Eurotatoria; Philodinida; Philodinidae.